Molecule: messenger RNA, 4490 nt
Organism: Bufo bufo (common toad)
Lineage: Eukaryota; Metazoa; Chordata; Amphibia; Anura; Bufonidae
Gene: KIRREL1
Product: kirre like nephrin family adhesion molecule 1
Exons: 15
Coding region: 331-2595 (754 amino acids)
Biological process (GO): cell-cell adhesion
Cellular component (GO): cell-cell junction
Molecular function (GO): cell adhesion molecule binding
Source: RefSeq, a predicted model, not a curated record
AUGUGCCAGAGACAGAGAGUUUAGGAAAGUAUGUUCCCUUCCCUCCCCCCCCUGCCAGUGGAAUGGUUCAUUCCCCUACUGGAUCCAUCCUCUCAUUCCAAGACUUUUUUUUGUGUGUGUGCAUGAGAGAAGAGAGAGGGAGAGAGGAGAAGAGAGAAGUCAGGACUGGAGGUUUCUUCUGUGGAGGCAAAUUUCACCGGUGUCCUCUCCGCUCGCAGAUCAGCCCUUUGUCUGGGAUAUGUUCUCUUAGGAACUGCCAGGAGACGACGACUUGGAUCAUCGAGAAUCCCUGCGAAUAGUCCUUUAACUCCGGGAGACAAGGGGGAGAGCAUGCUUUUUCUUUUCGUAUGGAUAUUUACGCUGCCCAGCACACUUUGUCAAGCCCUGCAGCCUCGCUUCCUCCAGGAGCCUAAUGACCAGACGGUGGUAGCCGGGCAGAGGGUAGUCCUAACAUGUGUGGUGCUCAAUUACUCGGGGAUUGUACAGUGGACCAAAGACGGACUGGCGCUCGGUCUGGGCAAUCUAAAGAUCUGGCCGCGCUAUCAAAUCGUUGGAAACCCGGACGCGGGGCAGUACAACCUGGAAAUUACCCACGCCGGCAUUGACGAUGAUGCCAAUUUCGAAUGCCAAGCCACCGAAGCUGCCCUGAGAUCCAAAGGAGCUAAACUGAACGUGUUAAUUCCUCCAGAUGACCCUAUUAUAGAGAACGGCUCAAAGGAAAUCCUUCUAAGAGCUGGGACCCCAACUAACCUCACCUGCCGGGCUGAAAAUGCCAAGCCUGCCGCCUCUAUAGAAUGGUUCAGAGACGGGAAUCCACAGGAAGGUGCUGUUACCAGCACGAUGGUUCUGUCGGAUGGAAAACGCGAGACCACAACGAGCUACCUACUGAUCGUCCCUACAGACCAAGACAUUGGAAGAGUCUUCACCUGUAAGACGUCCAAUGACGCCAUUCCAACCGGAAAGGAGACCUCCGUCAAGCUGGACGUUCACCACCCGCCCACUGUCACUCUGUCCAUCCACCCCCAAACAGUGCUAGAGGGUGAACGGGUGCGAUUUACCUGCAUGGCCACCGCUAACCCAGCCAUUAAAGGUUACAGGUGGGCCAAAGGGGGCGUCAUCAUCGAAGCGGCCAGGGAAAGUUCGUACGAGACGCAGGUGGAUUAUACUUUUUUCACGGAGCCGGUCUCGUGUGAAGUGCACAACGAGGUCGGAAGCACGAACGUCAGCACUCUGGUGGAUGUGCAGUUUGCCCCCAGAAUCGUUGUUGACCCCAAGCCUGUAAUUACGGACAUGGGCUCCGACGUGACCCUGACCUGCAUCUGGACGGGAAAUCCUCCCCUUACUCUGACGUGGACCAAGAAAGGAUCAAAUAUGGUUUUAAGCAACAGUAACCAACUAUUUCUGAAGUCUGUGAGCCAGGAAGAUGCAGGAAAGUACGUGUGCAAAGCCAUCGUACCCCGUAUCGGAGUAGGGGAGAGGGAGGUGACACUGUUCGUGAAUGGUCCUCCGAUCAUCACCAGCGAGGGAGAACAGUACGCGGUGCGAGGAGGAGUGGGGAAGGUUGAGUGUUUUAUUGGAAGCACCCCGCCUCCGGACCGGAUUGUCUGGGCCUGGAAGGAGAAAAAUUUAGAGACUGGAACUAUGGAUAGAUAUACCGUUGAACAGACAAAAACAGACAGUGGCGUACAGUCCACCCUCACUAUCAACAAGGUCAUAGACAUAGACUUUGAGACCAGCUACAACUGUACAGCAUGGAACAGCUUUGGCUCGGGAGCAGCCAUCAUUAAGCUCGUAGAGAAAGAAGUGGUACCAGUAGGGACCAUUGCCGGGGCAACUAUCGGAGCUGGGAUUCUGGUCAUCAUCUUCUUUGUCUUCUUCAUUUUCUUCCUGUAUCGACGUCGUAAAGGCAGCCGCAAGGAUGUCACACUAAGGAAGCUCGAUAUCAAAGUAGAGACAGUCAAUCGGGAACCUUUAACCAUGCACCCUGACAGGGAGGAGGACACAUCUAGUGUUUCUACUGCAACGCGUGUCAUGAAAGCCAUCUAUUCGUCUUUUAAGGACGAUGUGGACCUGAAGCAAGACCUACGCUGUGACACCAUUGACAGGGAAGAGUAUGAACUCAAGGAUCCAACCAAUGGGUAUUACAACGUCCGGGCUCACGACGACAGGCCGAACUCCCGAACUGUGUUGUAUCCAGAUUACCGUAAUCCUGGACCAGCACGUUUUGAUGCUCGCCCUUCAUCUCGCCUCUCUCACUCCAGUGGUUAUGCACAACUGAACACUUAUAGUCGGGCAGCUACUUCAGAUUAUAGUACAGACCCAACACCCACAGUAACGCCUGCAACAACAGAUACCACCAGUCAACUUUCGUACGAUAACUAUGAAAAAUUUGGGACACAUGGGUUUUCACCAAACUCUGGCUACCCAACAUAUCGACUUGGUUAUACUCAGCCACCCACAACAGGUAUGGAUCGGGGACCAUAUGAUACUUUUGAUCCAGUCGGGAAGUUCACUGGCGCCACCCGGUUCUCAUACACUUCCCAACAUUCCGACUAUGGACAGAGAUUUCAACAAAGAAUGCAGACGCACGUCUAAAGAGUGUAAACUGGUGGGCAUAAGAGGAAAAAAAACAGAGAUGACACUACGUCACAAAAUCUUCUGUAACGUAACAUCUAAAGGCAAGAAAAGACUUCAAAAGGAGAAGCAACCUCUUACCAUGUCUUCUGAUACUCAGGGACCUUAAUGUCUUGAUCUCAGAAGUCCCCAAGAAAACAAUGUUGCCCGACCAGCAAAGCCUUGACACUUUGACAUGGAAAAAGAUGCCAAACAGAAGGCAGGCCUUUUAGUACCUGAUCAUUCCUUGAAUACCACUGAUUUUUUGCCAUCUGGUGUAUGGCAUGACUUUACAAGUCAACUUGGUACCAGUGAAGCUGUUCUUUUCACUUUGAUGAGACCCUAUACUCUUUUGGGCCACAUGUCUGCUUUUCUCACUUUCUUCAUUUGCCACCGAAAAUCUGGUCUUACCAUAGCAGGGUCUUUUUGUAGAUAUACAUUCCAACUUCUAGAAGAAGAGGCAGCAUGAGUUACACAGUUAUGUAGUUCAUAUGAUAUAUAUGUAUGGUCCUAUCUGCUUUCAUGACAGGCUUUAUAAUCUCGGCGUGCAGACAGCUAUAUUUGAAUAGCUACUGUUGGAAAGCGAUGAAAGAAUGAGUCGGACAAUCAAAAAAAUGGGAAUUUUGAUUUGUAUCUCCACUUAUGGAGAACCUUCAGCUAUUGUACUGCUUAGUCCAGCUCUUAGAAGGUACUGGUACUCCUUCAGGAGAUCGAGAUGGUGUAGGGAGUCCAACCAGAAGAGCUAAUUUGCUGCUUUCUUUCGACACAAUCUAUAAUUCCUAACAACCUCUGAGCCAUUAUACAUUUUAUAUAUAUUUUAAUACGAUUUCUUUAAUUACUGAGCACUUCUAGGUGAAGAUUAUUCCAUCCGUGUGCAUAUUGUACAUGUACUUUACACAAAGUCAACAGCAUUCCAGCUUACAAGUAUUCGACCCUUCCAUCCUUGCUUACAUUAAUUUCCAUUUGUAACUACAGCUUGAUCUUUUUGAGUGGCUUCAGUAUGCAAUAAGUAACAGCCAGUGUGGCAUUUGUGAAACUCCAGCACUGCUCUUUGGCUGAGAAAAAAAAAUAAUACUCAGGGAUGAAUGGUCCAAUAUUUUGCUAAAAUGGGUGGUCGCUUGUACAAAGCAGUAUUAGGUCUCAUGGUUCAAGUGGUACAUGAAAAUCCAAAAGAUUGCUUAAUAGAUAUGGUCAUUAGUAAUGGAGGCCACUCAUAUGGGAGUAAGAUACUGAAGUCAAACAAGCAAAGUUAGGUCAUAUACAGGUUGUGGGCCAUAUUUCAUAUUUAUGACAUAUGUUACACAACAGUGAAAAACAGACUACAAAACCAAUCUUUCAUAGUCAGAAUCGCACAAGGGUCAAAUACAUCAUAGCUGAAUUUAGAUCCACAGGUAAAAAAAUUCAUCUGUACACGUUGGUGCUUGGUCCAAGUCUUGUAAUGGUAAAGCAAUACUUUCAAACGGAAUAAAAGAAACCCGUUUUACGGCUUGGCCGAGUGUGAAAAAUGUGAGAGGGGAAUAAGACUCCCUUAGAAAUCAAACAUGCCUAACCCUUAUUUUCCCGAACACUUGCCACUGGGGGACAAGCCACCCAGAACGGACAAGUUCGGCCAACAUUCCUCUAAUGUAUAAUAUGGCCACCUUAAGACAUGGAGGUGAAAUAAUGCUUAUAUCGUUUUUAAUCGAUUUCCAAUCAUUUCAAAAUGUUGUCUUAAAGUACUUAGCCCUUGCUUGCUUCUUUAGGUUACACCUAAUGUUUACCAGGCAAAUGAGGGCAUUCUUCUUGGUAUUCGAUAUGGUUUUUACCAUUUUUUUUCUUCCUGUGCCUUGACACAUUAUUGUUAAGGGUUGGUAUUUUUUAGAAAAAAAAAAAAGUUU